Molecule: messenger RNA, 981 nt
Organism: Gongylonema pulchrum
Lineage: Eukaryota; Metazoa; Nematoda; Chromadorea; Rhabditida; Gongylonematidae
Source: the annotation of a GenBank genome assembly
AUGGCCGACGGCGACAGGGCGGCACCGAUGAAUGAUGCGCAGCUUCGGUGGAUCUACGAGGGCACCAAGUCGCUGGUGAAUCGCGAGGAUUAUCUUCUCGGCAAAAAGGUGGACCGGAACUUCGAGCUCUACUCCGAUGUGGUCGUCAAGGAAAAGGAGGGUGGCUUCGAAGCAGUCCAGAAACCGCGUAUUUCCGUCAGCAGCGGCGACGGUGCCGGUGUGUCAUCAAAAAUCUCGAAUCUUCAAUUGGACGUAGUCAGAACCGAGGACCCUUUGGUGGCCAUUAAAAUGAAGGAAGAACAGAUUCGACAAGAAAAAAUGGAAAACCCUCUGGUGAAGCUAAAAAUGCAAAGGCUGUUGAGGAAAGCAAUGGAAAAAAAGGAGAAAAAGCGACUGAAAAAGCUCAAAAUGAAGGAGAAAAAGAAAAGAAAGCACAGACACAAGUCGGGCGGAGAUAGCGACAGGGAAGAUGUCAAGGAACCCAAGGCAGCGAACGCUUUGCAGAGGGACACUCAUAUUCCAGCGCAUUUGCGGCCAAGAAGUAGCGCAUCUGGUAGCGAGGACGAACAGUGUUCCAGCAGGUCGGGAAGUGAGAAGCAUGGCUUGUCAAAGACCACGAAACGUGGCGAAUCCGAGAAAGAGCAUUUUGGCAAUCCAUACGAACUGAUCAAAAAACGCCCUGCAACUUCGUACAAGAAACCAGAGAAGCGCCAGCUAACCGAGAAAGAAAUGGAAGCAAAACGGAGAGAAAUGAUGGAGAAUGCAGAUUGGAGAGACAAAGUUCGGGUACACAAUAUAGGGAAAAACGCCAGGCGUGAUGAGGAGGAAGAUAAAAGGAAUGAAGGGAAAAUUGCGAAUUUUAUCAGGCCACUUUUGAAUAGCGCAGCGUCACGAAUGUCGAUGGAGCAACAGCUGAAAAGUCAUCGAAAAGGACUUCAGCGAACGUGUGGAUUCACUGAACAAAAAUUCGCCAAGAGAUGA